Paramuricea clavata is the source of this 1119-nucleotide messenger RNA. The record is from the annotation of a GenBank genome assembly. NCBI's taxonomy places the organism in Eukaryota, Metazoa, Cnidaria, Anthozoa, Malacalcyonacea, Plexauridae.
AUGCAUGCGCGUAUUUUUAUUCACUCUUUAAUUCUAUUUCAUGGUAGGCUAUUAUCAAAUUACGAAUUUUCUGAAGGUUUUUAUAUGAAAGGGGAAGAUAUAAUUGACGAAUCGAACGCAGUAAAGGAAAAUAUAUCUAGCGGCUUGCCGUUAGGAAAGAAAGCCCUUGGUACUGCUAUCAAAGAAUUAUGGAAUGGAAAAAUCAAGUUGUUAAGAAAAGGUUCACGACAAGAAAGGCAAUAUGUCUACGUUAAUAUAAAAAAGAAAUCGAUUACUCUGCAGCAACCAUUGCCUGAUGAUCCAUUUGAGAUGAUAAUGAACACUCAAGAAAUGAAAAUACCUCCUGGCUGGAUAAGUGUUUCUGACAGUGUAAAUAAAAUAAAUUUUAUUCGGAAUGAAAAAUGGGCAUUUCGAAACGAUCGUGUCAUGACUGAAUUAUCUAUAAUCAAGUGCGAAUCAAAUGAAGUAAAAUAUUCUAUAUCCUCUCAUGGACAAGAAGUUGAUAUCAAAGACGUAUUGGAAAAUGCAGGUAUCAUGGAUCGCCCACCGGCCGAUAGAAUCUUCUGUAUCCUAACAUUGCUAGAUCAAUGCAACCUUUGCCAAGGAGUCCCUGUUUCAAAUACCGAUAGUAUUAUAACUCUUGUUGACCACGAAUUCGGUGCCUUUGAAGAUCUCUCUACAGUUUCCGCUACCACAUCAAUUACAAAACAAUAUAGAGCAUUUUCAUCCAAGUGUAAAGUAAUCUCUUCAGGGAAAUGUUGUGCAGGCUGUCAAUAUUUGCAUAAAAUAGAUUUGAAAAGGAAACAUAGAAAAUCUGAAAUAGUCACGAUCAAACCAAGAACCAAUAAGUGGUACCUUACUAAGGAGGAAGUCAUUACGCAGCUAGACAAAGAAGGGCAAAAAAGAGUAAAUGCGGAGAAACGAGAAAUUUAUUGGAGAGAAAAAUUUAAAUCCGAAGCUUUAGAAAUGGAUGUUGAUGAUAAUGACGACCUCUCCUCUAUGAUGCUUUCCAUUUCAAAUGACGAAAUACCAGACAACAUGAAAUGCCUUUGGGAUGAACAGAAGAAAAUGAUUCAAAGAAAGAAGAAUGGUUACCGCUGGCAUCCAACGUAUGAUUAA